CCACUCCAGCGUCCCAGAGGGAAGUCACAGUUCCUGAUUCUGGCGUUCCAGGCCUCCUCCUCCCCGCCCCUCGGGUGGCCUUCCCCACCCAAAGCUGUCCCCAGUGGGCAUCUGUACUCGAGCUUCUGAGGAUUCGGCUUUCUCAUUGCGGUGUUCUGAGCCUGCCACUUCCUCUCUUGGAUGGGAAUGGCGAGGCGAGAUCUAGCCUUUAGGGUGGGAAGAGAAUGCACCGAAAGCGGUCGGGAUGAAGGAGGCCGUCAAUAAACGGGAGUUGUUGCUAUGGCUUUGGUUGUGAUCUGCGCGUUCCACAAACUGUCCUGGGUCUGGAUGAACUAAUUAGAGGGGACUGAUCAGAAGGCUCUCGGUGACAGAGAUCUGGCUUCUUACUGGCACUCAGAGAGGCAGUCGGGGUGGACGGUCGACUUGAAGACAGGGAGGGGUGAGGAACGGGCAGAGGCCAGUUGUUUGCUUGGCCACUGGAGGGAGUUUGGACUUAUCCAGAGGGCACUAGGGAGCCGUGAAGGGCUUCAAGCCGGGGAGGAUCAUGUCUGAUUCCCUGGUGGUGUGCGAGGUAGACCCAGAGCUAAGAGAAAAGCUGAGGAAAUUCCGCUUCCGAAAAGAGACAGACAAUGCAGCCAUCAUAAUGAAGGUGGACAAAGACCGGCAGAUGGUGGUGCUGGAGGAAGAAUUUCAGAACAUUUCCCCAGAGGAGCUCAAAAUGGAGUUGCCAGAGAGACAGCCCAGGUUCGUGGUUUACAGCUACAAGUAUGUGCACGAGGAUGGCCGAGUGUCCUACCCUUUGUGUUUCAUCUUCUCCAGCCCUGUGGGUUGCAAGCCAGAACAACAGAUGAUGUAUGCAGGGAGUAAAAACAGGCUGGUGCAGACAGCAGAGCUUACGAAGGUGUUUGAAAUCCGCACCACUGAUGAGCUCACCGAGGCCUGGCUCCAAGAAAAGUUGUCUUUCUUUCGUUGAUCUCUGGGCUGAGACCUGAAUUCCUGAUGUCUGAGUCCUCAAGGGGAUUGGGGACUUGGAUUCCUAGGACCUGAACAAGAAAGACUUUAAAUAAAUUUAAAAAUGCAAAAAUUCA
Callithrix jacchus (white-tufted-ear marmoset) is the source of this 1088-nucleotide messenger RNA. RefSeq names its product glia maturation factor gamma (gene GMFG). The record is from RefSeq and is a predicted model, not a curated record. Gene Ontology annotation, molecular function: actin binding; Arp2/3 complex binding. Lineage: Eukaryota; Metazoa; Chordata; Mammalia; Primates; Cebidae. Gene Ontology annotation, cellular component: cortical actin cytoskeleton. Gene Ontology annotation, biological process: actin filament debranching; negative regulation of Arp2/3 complex-mediated actin nucleation.